CUCUCCUCGUCUGCCAUUCAGUUGUUUCACCGGCACAAGGCCCUGAAUCACCGUUAUGCCAACACCUGGUAUUUUUAAGGAUCUCCAGUUCUACAUCGCUGACAGCGAACCUGAAAAAGAUCACCUUGUGAAGCUCAUUAAGAACAAUGGUGGAUCGUUGACACUGUCCCAUACUGAGGAACAUGUCAUUCGCAUAGGUGGACAUGAUUCCGCGGGGGGAUCGGAAGGACAGGUCGAUCCUCAAUAUAUAUACGAAUGUGACCGCAGAAAGGAAGUACUGUCCACUGACCAAUUUAAAAAGCCUUCAAGAAAUAACCCCAACAAGAAUAGUCCCAAAUCAGCUAUCCAAAGAAGGAAUCCAUAUACGACGAAAGACAAGCGAAUUUUGCGAGAUUGGGUGAUGCGUGUAGAAAACUUUCGACUACGGAAAGGUCUUUCUAUAUUCCAAAUAUUGAGUGAUAAGCAUCCACAGCACACUGCUGAAUCAUGGCAGAACCACUGGUCUCGGUAUAUGGAAAAGAACUUGUCGAGAGAAGAAAAGAAAAGGCUCGCAACAGGCGCUUCGGUUGGACCAAGAGAGUCAGACAACGACCUAGACGAUACUAGCGAUCAAGAGCCAAGCUCUCCGUCACAUGGAUCCAAAGGCUUUAUCUCAGAAUUACUGGCGGUCGCUACCUCUCUACAUGCAAACCAUACUUCAAAUUCCGAACCUUCAAUGCCUGCUGAAAUUGGAAAAACGCAAGGAAGCCAAAGCAAAAAGGACUCCACAUCAGAAGCUACAACAAAUCAUAGCAGAGAAGAGUCGCCGCUAUUUGUAAGUGGCCAUCAGCAAAAGGAAAUUGAAAGCCGUUCUAUUGUUGAAAGGGCAUCAACUAGUAGUGAGGAAUUGCUUGAAAAGCCAGAUCGCCGCAACAUAAUACGCAUAAAAAUGAAUAGGAAAAUGGAUGCCAGUUCAAAGGAAGACCUUGAAACAAAAGCUCACACUGAGCAAAUGGAUGUCGCUACCGCAUCACAAGAGGACGUCAUCGAUCUUACAGCUGCUAAUGCUGAACACGAUAAGACCGUUCCACAAGAUAGCAAUAGUAGAACAGAGGCAGAUGAAGAUCAAAUCCACCAUGAAAGCAACGUUACUGAAUCCGUGCAUCAAGUGACAACCCACCAACCUUCAUUACCGUCCUCAACCGUUGAUGACCACGAUAAAGAUUUAAGUGCUCAUACAAUAUCACAUCAUGAUCGUCAAUCUAUACCCUCAUACUCUCCAUACGGCCAUGAUUUAAAUCGGACAUCGGUGAACAGUGAUAAUGCAUGGAUUAAGGGGCAUGAACAACCAAAGCGCAAAGUAGAUAGCGAUUCAGGGCUUCAUAUUAACUCUGAUGACGAUGACGACGGAAACAGCACACAAAUAUUCAAACGAUAUAAGCAAAAUCAGCGGGAAGGCGGAUCGGACCAAACACCACCAAGACACCGUACUGAAGACCCUAUCACUCCGUCAGCUAGAGCAUCGUCCGAAAUUCCGGCACUGACUGGGCACAUCAUUACUGCAUUUGCGGCAGAAGAAGCGAGGCAUAUCAGCAGUGCGAUGAAGCUGCACACCUACAAGCGCAUCCAGGAUGUUAAGGAUCAAGAUCAUCGACGCUGGCUUGGCGAUCUAAGGGGUCUAAUGAUGGACUCUGACAAGGAUGCCAUGCAGGUACUGACUACCUUGCGGAUCAGCAGUGGUGACUGGGAUGUUGCGCGCGCGUUUUUAAUGCGCUUGAAGCAAAAGAAUCAACCAACUCGGCAGUCAAAUAGUUGGUCUUCCUCCUCUCGAUAUGAAGUGCUUCAACGCGAUCGAGAAGAGCUGACUCGUCUGAUGUGGAGUCAAAAAGAUGAUAAUACGCUGCUGAAAGGUACAUCAAAUCAGAUGGAGAAUUUGAUAGAGCGUAAAGGACGUAACAAUACGAACGCUCGACGAAUAUUCUUGCAAAAUUUAUCAUGAGAGCUGUAAGGAACGGGAAAAUUACUUUUUAUUAGCAACUUGUGAAUACUUUUGAUUAGAAAAUAAAAGAUCAACUCAAAGAAAUCUACUUUAAAAUGUGAAUUAGAAAGAGAGAAGCCAGCAGAGCGUUUGUAUUCUCAAAUGAGUCUAUGUAUGUACAUGACCUAGUUUUCU
Molecule: messenger RNA, 2152 nt
Organism: Umbelopsis ramanniana AG
Lineage: Eukaryota; Fungi; Mucoromycota; Umbelopsidomycetes; Umbelopsidales; Umbelopsidaceae
Exons: 4
Coding region: 56-1978 (640 amino acids)
Biological process (GO): regulation of DNA-templated transcription; telomere maintenance via telomere lengthening
Cellular component (GO): shelterin complex
Molecular function (GO): telomeric repeat DNA binding
Source: RefSeq, a predicted model, not a curated record